UCGACAGUGUGCGUACGUACUCUCCGCCGUCGCGUCCUCGUGCUUUCGUGCCCAUUUCGUCUGCUGUGCCCGUGAGGUGACUUAGCUGAAGUGAAUCGUGCAUUCGAGCACUUCAGAUGGGCGUGUACGUAUGAUUUGGCAUGUGACCGGUUUGCAGUGCUGAUUUUGUAUGAAUAAACGUAAUAUCAUCUAUUGCAGAUUGCCUUCGAGAUGGGGGUUCUGUUGAGGAACCACGUAUCGUGGACCCUGAGGAAGGUUGUGCUUUUGGUGUUUUGCCUCGGGUGUGCCUUGCACUUCCUUUUAGGCGAAAAGGAGGACAUAAUCGGCAUGGUGAGAAUAAACAGGGCAAAGGAAGAGGUCUGCUCCUGCCACGUGUCAAGGGAGGCUAUGGAGACGGAAACCCUCACCAAAAGGGCACAAAAUGCGACCACGAAGGAUUGGAGGAACUUGACCGCUGAAGAACUGGGAAGCCUGUCCGUGCUGGGAAGGUAUUUAUACCUAGAGGAACCCCUUGGUGCCCCUCAAGAUAGAACAUUUUUAAUCCUCAUAUGGAAAAAGGGAUUAUAUAUGGAACAACGCACUGUGUAUGAGUUCACGUCCGAGAGGAAGGACCCCUUUGCGCGGUGCACUCUCAGGAACUGCAAGUUAACGUACGAGGACGAGGACGUCAGAAUCGCCGACGCCGUCGUGUUCCCCCUCCACACGACUCCGGGGCCACAAGACUUCCCCAACCGAACCAGGGCCUCACAGCGCUGGAUCUGGCUCACUGACGAAAACCCCUUUCACACCUUCAUGAUCGCCGAAGACAAAGACAUUAGUCACUACAACGGGUACUUUAACUGGUCCAUGAACUACAGGAUGGACAGUGACAUCCCAGUGCCUUACGGAAGGACUCUCAAGCUAGCAGAGGGCGAACGACCAAAUAACACCAUCGAUUAUUUUAGCACAAAAUCGAAGCUGGCAGCUAUCAUGGGGUCGAACUGUGGGGGUCAGAACGGCAGGUGGGAAUAUGUGUAUGAACUCGAGAAGCACCUUGAAUUGGACACCUACGGGGGCUGUGGAAAGCUACAAUGCCCGGGACACUUCGCUGUAGACUGCCCAGCCCUCAACCAGUAUAAAUUUUACUUGGCUUUCGAAAACGGCGACUGUCCAGAAUAUAUCACAGAAAAGGUCUGGUGGAAUUCCUUUCACAAGGGAGUAGUACCCGUGGUGAUGGGAGGGCCUAAAGAGUCCUACAGGAAGAUCCUACCUCCGAACUCCUUCAUUCACAUCGACGACUUCGAAACGCCGAAAGACCUUGCAGAACACUUGAAAGCGCUGUCCACGAACCGCCAGGCCUACAACGACCUCCACGCCUGGCGGAGCGAGUACCGGGUCUCCAACGAGCACGCGUACUUCCAGUCGCCGAUCUACCACUACUGCCGGAUAUGCGAGGCCCUCAACCACAACGACCCGAAGCCGAAGAUGUACAAUCGGUUACAAGAUAUCUGGAAGGUGGACGGGCACUGUCCUCCGCCGACGUGGAAGGACAGAUUGGAUAAGGCUAACCAGUAAUGGGUAUUUCAUAAUGUAUGUACACCCCACAACACAGAGGUGUAUGUGUAUAUAUAUACUAUAUAUAUAUAUA
Molecule: messenger RNA, 1627 nt
Organism: Penaeus vannamei (Pacific white shrimp)
Lineage: Eukaryota; Metazoa; Arthropoda; Malacostraca; Decapoda; Penaeidae
Product: alpha-(1,3)-fucosyltransferase 7
Cellular component (GO): membrane
Molecular function (GO): fucosyltransferase activity
Source: RefSeq, a predicted model, not a curated record